CUAUCCCAUAACACUGGAAAAGUCGGGUAUAUAGCCGAUUGCAGCAGAAGUUUCUAAAUUUAAAAUUUUCUCUCACAUGUGGCGGGUGGUAGUCGAUUCCUCAAGGUAUAUAAUCUACAGUGAAACGAAAAUAACGCUCUUUAAUAACCGACAUUCCGAAGAACUUGGUCAUCCAGAAUAAUUAAAUAAUUCAAUCAAGAUGGUUAGUGCUAAAAAAAACUUACGUUCAAGUCCUAGAAUAAAACCUUUGGAUCAAACACUCACGUCUACUUGGGAUCGAGAACAACUCUCUAUUAAGCAAGCAAGUACUUCUUCUAUAGCAAUUGCAAAGAGCCUUGGCCACGAUGUAUUUCCAUCCACCGUUUACCAAGCUCGGGUGGUCAAUAGAAGAAAAAUGGCAAGGAAAAUCAAGGAGACGCUUUUUGAAAAUUCUCCUCCUUUGGUCUUGCAUUGGGAUAGUGAAUUGUUGCCCUCAGUUGCCCAUGGAAAUGUCAACACUUUGGAAGAUAGAGUUGCAGUUCUAGUGACUGACAAAGAUUUUAAGCAUUUGCUUGGAGUACAUGUUGCCGAGAAAGGCACCGGUCAGCAGAUGGUUGAAGUAGUUAUUCGGGAAGUGCACCGAUUUGGGCUAAGUGACAAUAUCAUUGGUAAGGAACUCUGCAUCAAGCAAGGUGGAUAG
This is a messenger RNA of Psylliodes chrysocephalus, 679 nucleotides long. The record is from the annotation of a GenBank genome assembly. NCBI's taxonomy places the organism in Eukaryota, Metazoa, Arthropoda, Insecta, Coleoptera, Chrysomelidae.